Molecule: messenger RNA, 2385 nt
Organism: Botrytis porri
Lineage: Eukaryota; Fungi; Ascomycota; Leotiomycetes; Helotiales; Sclerotiniaceae
Exons: 3
Coding region: 1-2385 (794 amino acids)
Biological process (GO): chromatin organization
Cellular component (GO): histone deacetylase complex
Molecular function (GO): histone deacetylase activity
Source: RefSeq, a predicted model, not a curated record
AUGGACACAUUAGGACCCCCGUUACUGCAGUCAAGCAGUGAUCUAGAUAUGCAACCGAAUACACAGGAACGUAUGCAUUUACAGCAGCAACAGAUUCAACUACAUGAAAAUGUCCAUGCAGGAUCUAUUAACGGGGCGUUGUCAAACGGCAAUGGUAAUGGAUUUGUUGACCCCAGGGUCCUAACUACUACGGAAGACAUGGCAGUCACCUAUGAUUAUCAUGACCCAGAGGAUGAAUUGUAUUCAUCAUCAUCAGAAGAUACAAAGAUUGUAGCUAUUCCACGCCAAGCAUAUCUCCCUUCUGGGGUUUGUUAUGACGAUCGAAUGAAGCUUCACACCUCUGGAGACUAUUCAGAUAACACGGCACACCCAGAAGACCCUCGGCGGAUAGAACAUAUAAUGAGAGCCUUUAAAGACGCUGGCUUAGUUUAUACUGGUAGUGCGGAAAACAUCGAGAAAAUUCUCAAGGAAUCACCUAACAAGUACAUGCAGCGUAUCAUGGCAAGAUUAGCCCGAAAAGACGAGAUCUGUCUGGCACAUACUGCAUUUCAUUAUGACUGGGUUGAGUCGUUGUUAAGCAUGACCUCUGAAGAAAUGCGUGAGGCGAAUCAAAGAUAUGAUACUGGCCGAAAGUCUCUUUAUGUUGGACCGUGUACUUACGACGCGGCACUUGUCGCCGCAGGUGGUGCGAUAGAAACUUGCAAACAUGUUGUUGUGGGGAAUGUAAAAAAUGCCAUUGCCAUUAUUCGACCGCCUGGACAUCACGCCGAAGAGAAUGAGGCGCUAGGAUUUUGUGUCUUCAACAAUGUGCCUAUCGCUGCUAAAGUCUGUAUGGCGGAUUAUCCUGAGAUAUGUAGAAAGGUAUUGAUUCUGGAUUGGGAUAUUCACCAUGGAAACGGCACCCAAAACAUGUUUUACGACGAUCCAAACGUCUUGUAUAUCUCAAUCCAUGUAUAUGACAAUGGCCAAUUUUAUCCCGGUCAACCUGAUGAUCCUAGCCUUCCCGACGGUGGUAACGAUAAAGUCGGUCGUGGACCCGGCCUUGGCAAGAAUGUCAAUAUCGGAUGGGUCUCUCAAGGUAUGGGAGAUGGAGAGUACAUGGCAGCAUUCCAAAGGAUUAUCAUGCCUAUUGCCCAAGAGUUCGAUCCUGACCUUGUCAUUAUUUCUGCAGGAUUUGACGCUGCCGCGGGAGACGAACUUGGAGGAUGUUUUGUAACACCAGCCUGCUAUUCUCACAUGACCCAUAUGCUCAUGUCUCUCGCUGAUGGAAAGGUGGCAGUCUGUCUCGAGGGAGGUUACAAUUUGGCAGCAAUCUCACAAUCUGCUCUUGCAGUCGCCAAAACUUUAAUGGGAGAACCGCCAAUUAGACUUCCUAUUCCACCGUUGAAUAAAACCGCUGCCGGAGUUUUCGAAGAAGUCAAGUACUAUCAAUCUAAAUAUUGGCAAUGCAUGCGAUCUGGAGUCCUUGACUACAAGGACCCAAGAUUCAGAAGAGCCCUUCGUCUUGAUGAUCAAAUCAGAAAUGGUCAAAGCAAUACGUUGAAGACUAACUACCGGAUGACUUCCUUGUGGAUUCAACGGCAUCAACUUGCAAGAUCCUUUGAUAAUCAAGUUAUGGUUACCCCAUAUAUCAAUCUUGCGAAGAGAUUAUUGAUAAUCGUUCAUGAUCCCCCGACAUUGCAUGCUUCCCCUGAUCCAGACACAGCUCAAAUCGCCUUACAUAACGCCUUUAUUGUCGAACCUCCACUUAAUGAUUAUAUCGCCUGGGCUAUUGAAAAUAAAAUUGGUGUAAUGGAUAUCAACAUCCCGUUGAAUACAGACAUUGCCCCUCCUGCCACCAGUCGUUACCCAUCCCACCCUGGUAUGACUGAACUCGAAAGUCAAAUGAAAGAUCUUGUUUGCUAUAUUUGGGACAAUUUUAUUCAACUUUAUGACUCAGACAAUAUCAUGCUCAUGGGCGUUGGCGACUCUUACCUUGGUAUUAAACAGUUACUCACCUCUAGAGAUUGCCGUAAUCGCCUUGCCGGUAUACUUGCCUUCAUAACUGGUAGUCUUAGACCUGUCAAGAGUGAAACGGAUUCAGCUCUAAGUAGUUGGUACAAGGCAAAUAGUGAGAUCUACGUUGCUGACAAACAUGCGUGUUGGAAUGACGAAGAGAGCAUCAGGAAGGUCAAGAAACAGCGGUUUGGAAAGGUGGUGCGAAGUGAAGAGACAGACUUGGCAAGUAUGGUACAGAUACAUCAGCCGAGGGCAAAGAAGUGGAUGCUUGCAAAGUUUGACGAGAAAGCGGUAAAUGAUCAGGUUAUGGUAAUGGGGGAUGAGAUUCCGGUGACUGAUAUUGAUGGUGGUAGCAUGUCAACAAUGAUGGAGACUCAAUUUUUGUAA